Messenger RNA from Vollenhovia emeryi, 2722 nucleotides. RefSeq names its product glycine--tRNA ligase (gene GlyRS). Gene Ontology annotation, molecular function: glycine-tRNA ligase activity; ATP binding. Lineage: Eukaryota; Metazoa; Arthropoda; Insecta; Hymenoptera; Formicidae. Gene Ontology annotation, cellular component: mitochondrion; cytoplasm. The coding region runs from base 94 to 2322 and encodes 742 amino acids. The transcript has 4 exons. Gene Ontology annotation, biological process: mitochondrial glycyl-tRNA aminoacylation. The record is from RefSeq and is a predicted model, not a curated record.
CGCCCCACGGUGCCUCGGAUAACCUAACCACGAAGCCACAUGGCGCGCGUGGUAACCGCGUGAAGGUACAUCGCGCAAUCACUUUCGCGGCGAAUGCGGCUUCUCAGGCGCGGUUUGCAUCAUAUCGCGUGUAGGGUCGCGGCGUACCGCGUGUCCAGCGACGUUCCGCUCGCGAGGCCACCUGUCAGAGGCGUCGCGGCCACCGCCAGUCUUCUCGAUUUCAGCCGGUGGGGCACUAGGAAGGCGAACAGGAACCUGAAGAUCGCCCUCGCGCUCGACAUGACGGAUCCCAAGAUCGAGGAAGUCCUGGCGCCGCUCCGGGCGAGCGUCAAGGAACAAGGCGACUAUGUGCGGAAGCUGAAAUCUGACGGCGCUCCAGAAUUGGAUAUCAAGAAAGCUGUGGCGGAACUGAAGCUACGCAAGAAGAUACUCGAGGACAAGGAGCUGUCUCUAGCUUCCAACAACAUAACGUUCGACAGAGCGAGGAUGGAGGAUCUCCUGAAGCGUAGAUUCUUCCUGGAUCAGUCCUUCGCGAUUUACGGUGGUGUUACCGGUCAGUAUGACUUCGGACCCAUGGGCUGCUCGUUGAAGACAAAUCUGUUAAACGCCUGGAGGAAUUUCUUCGUGCUGGAGGAACAGAUGCUGGAGGUCGAUUGCUCCAUUCUGACGCCCGAGCCAGUGCUGAAGGCGUCCGGCCACGUGGAGCGGUUCGCCGAUCUGAUGGUGAAGGACGUGAAGACCGGCGAGUGCUUCCGGCUGGAUCACCUGAUCAAGGCGCACCUGGAGAAGGUAAUUUGCGACAAGAAAACGAGCGAGCAGACGCGCGAGGAGUGCAGGGAUAUCAUCAUCAAGCUGGACGGUAUGACGAAGGACGAGAUGGCCGCGGUGUUGUCCAAGUACAAUAUGAAAUCCCCGAUUUCCGGCAACGACCUGACGGAACCGAUCGAAUUCAACCUGAUGUUCGGCACUCAGAUCGGACCGACGGGGCUCGUCAAGGGCUUCUUGAGACCGGAGACGGCCCAGGGUAUCUUCGUCAACUUCAAGCGGUUGCUGGCGUUCAAUCAGGAACGACUGCCGUUCGCCGCGGCGCAGAUCGGUAACGCCUUCAGAAAUGAGAUCUCGCCGCGAUCCGGACUCAUACGCGUGCGAGAGUUCACCAUGGCGGAGAUCGAACACUUCUGCGACCCGAACGACAAGAACCAUCCCAAGUUCGAGACGGUCAGAGACAUAAAUAUGCUACUGUACUCGGCCUGCAACCAGAUGGAUGGCAGAAGCGCGCAGCGCCUCACCAUAGGCGAGGCCGUCUCGUCCGGCCUGGUGGCGAACGAGACGCUGGGCUAUUUCAUGGCCAGGAUCCAUCAGUUCCUGCUGAAAGUCGGCGUCGAUCCGAACCGCCUGCGUUUCCGUCAGCACAUGAGUAACGAGAUGGCGCAUUACGCCUGCGACUGCUGGGACGCCGAGUGCCUGACGUCUUACGGGUGGAUCGAGUGCGUGGGGUGCGCCGACCGGUCCGCCUAUGACUUGACGCAGCACACCAAGGCCACCGGCGUCAAGUUGGUGGCCGAGAAGAAGCUGCCCGCUCCGAAAACAGUGGACGUUUGCGGGAUCGUGCCGAACAAGGUGUUGAUCGGCAAAACCUUCAAGAAGGACAGCAAGGCAGUGCAAGACACGCUGGCGGCAUUAAGUGAGAAGAAGAUCACGCCCUUGGAGAGAGCUCUCAACGAGACCGGGGAAUACGAGCUGACACUGCCCAACGACGUCGCCGUAAAGAUCACCAGGGACAUGAUAGAAGUCAAACGCUACCAGAAGACCGUUCACGUGGAAGAGAUUGUACCCUCGGUGGUCGAGCCUUCCUUCGGCGUCGGUCGUAUCAUGUAUGCCCUGUUCGAGCAUAAUUUCAAGGCGAGAGAAGGCGACGAGAAGAGAACGUAUUUCGCCCUACCGCCAGUAGUAGCGCCGUUGAAAUGCUCGGUGCUACCGCUCAGUGGAAAUGAUGAGUUUGUGCCGUUUGUAAGGAAAUUGUCGCAAGAUCUUACGAGAGCGGAUGUCUCGCAUAAGGUGGACGAUUCUUCCGGUAGCAUAGGACGCAGAUAUGCCCGCACCGACGAGAUAGCGAUACCAUUCGGUAUUACCAUCGACUUCGACACUUUGAAGACGCCGCAUAGUGCAACGCUCAGGGAUAGAGACAGCAUGGGACAAGUCCGGAUAAACUUGGACGAGUUACCUGGCGUUGUGAGGGAUCUUUCCUACGGAAGGACUACAUGGGAGGAAGUGGAGGCAAAGUAUCCCAAGUUUGAACAACAGGAAUCUUCAGAACCAUAGGGAACUUAGAUAGGCUCGGGAAUAAUUUAUUUGUACUAUAUAGAGCUGUAUUUUGAAUGGCGUCUAUACAAAGUUUUUAUAUAUUCAGCAUAUCGAGGUGCCUAUCAGAAAGCGUACUGCUAAUUUUUGCAAGAUCAGUUCAAGCAUUAGUCAAGAUUCAACAUUACGAUUCUCUACAGAUACUGGAAGUUUAUAUACUAUGUACUUAUGUAUUUAUUCAGGAAACAACGUAAAUUUUGUGAACCCGCAGGUAAGAUUUUGCAUUGUUAACAAUUGCAUUUGUUAAUCAUUCCUUUGAUUUAUUGACGUUACAAUCCAAUCACUGGCAUUUUUUGAAAGCAUUUACUUAUUAAAAAGUUUUUAUAAACACCGUAAAAAAUAUAGAUCUGUUCCUUCAUGA